Molecule: messenger RNA, 3498 nt
Organism: Saccharomycopsis crataegensis
Lineage: Eukaryota; Fungi; Ascomycota; Saccharomycetes; Ascoideales; Saccharomycopsidaceae
Product: DNA-binding transcription factor
Exons: 1
Coding region: 1-3498 (1165 amino acids)
Biological process (GO): DNA-templated transcription; regulation of DNA-templated transcription
Molecular function (GO): DNA binding; DNA-binding transcription factor activity, RNA polymerase II-specific; zinc ion binding
Source: RefSeq, a predicted model, not a curated record
AUGCCUCCGAAGAAACCAAGCAAGGCAAAGGUUAUCAGGUCAGCCGACGGGGUCGAGCGUGUGGCCCAGGCUUGUGAUCGCUGUCGCUCGAAGAAAACGAAAUGUGAUGGUAAAAGACCCCAGUGUUCUCAGUGUGCUGCAGUGGGGUUUGAAUGUAAAAUAAGUGAUAGGUUAUCGAGAAGAGCUUUUCCUCGAGGGUAUACUGAAUCAUUGGAAGAACGUGUUCGAGAGUUAGAGGCGGAGAAUCGCAAACUUAUUGCUCUAAUAGAUCUAAAAGACGAACAAUUGGAGUUACUCUCGAAGCCAACUAGUAAUAACAAUAACAACGAUAACGAUAAUAAUGAUAAUGAUCAUCGUCGGGAUACCACAACAAUUGAUAAAAAGGCCAAUGGUAUUAAUACCAAUAUUCCUCAAGAAUCAAAGUCCGCAAGUUUUCUACCCAAUGACAAAUCAACCUCUUCAUCAAUUGCCAUUCCUCAACCAUCAAAAACACAUUCCAGUGUGGUAAUAGAUCAAGAAUCGCCUCUAAAUUCCGAUAAUUUGUCAUUAUUGAACCAAUUAAACCAACCGAAAUUACAUACCCACGAACCCCACGAAGAAGGUUGCAAUUGUGGAUGUGUAAACUUCCCUCAUUCUGUCCAUGAAAGACCUACUAGUAUUGCCGCCAGUGUGAUUCUCGGAGAUCGACAAAAUGAUAAUUUUGACGAUGACGAUAAUGACGAUGAUCUUUUAUCAAUCUCGAGCUUUGAAAGCUAUAGCAAUGACAAACUAGGAAAAUCAAACUUCUUUGAUGAUGGGAAGAAACAACUCGUAGGUCUACGAAACCCUGCAACGUCUUCAUCUUCUUCCAACAUGAAUGCCUAUUACAAUAAUUUCAACGUGUCAUUCGAACAAAAAGAAGCUCCAGGGGCAGCAGCAGCAAUGGCCAUUGCCUCGAUGAAUAAUGACAGAAAUAAAAUUAAAAAUCAAAUUGCAACCCUCGUGGCAAUGUCAACCCCACGAACCACAGAAGAAAUAUUAUUCAUCCCAUCGCUCAUUGGCAAACUCGGUAACGCUCAUGGAUUCGAUAGUAAACCAGCAGUGUUCACCGCCAAGACUUUGGCAUUACUUAAGUACCAUUUCGUCACCAAAAACCCUAACCAUAUGAUUGAUGAUUCCACCAUCAUCAACCUCAAGAAUAUUAAUUUCAAUAAAAUCAGCCGGGCAGAGUCUCAUUUAUUUUUUGUCAAUUUGAAGCUCCCAAACAGAUUAGAUUUGGACCAACUUAUCACUUACUAUUUCCAAGAAUGGCAUAAAUUGGUCCCGGUGGUUGAUCAACAAGAAUUCUUGAAAAAUUACAUGAAGUUGAUGCAAAGUGCCGAAAAUAAGUUCAACGAUAAUGACAUGUUUGGCAAUGAGAAAUUCGGGGCAGUGGCGAUAAUAAUCGUGGCGUUGGCACUUUUGGGUAGAGUAAAAUGCUCACGACACUCUAAUGAUACCUCGUUUGCCAAAGGUAAUCAAAAGUCUAUUCGAUUCAUUCAUUCGAAUAAAUCCUCUUCGACCCCAUUCAAUAGUAAUUAUAAAAAUUGCGACCAGGAGCAACCAGGGGUAAUUAAUGAUAAUGACGCCACAAUUCGUCUUCUAAACUAUUAUCAUCAUCUAAUCAAGCAGAUUAUUUCGUCAUCGAUUGUCGAGUCUUGUUCCAUGCAGUCGUUACAAAUCCUUUCCCUUGCCCUCUCAUAUACCCUUAACGUCGGGGAUAUUGGUAGUUCUUAUACCCUUCGGGGUAAAGUGGUGAGCAUGGGUCAACAAUUGCGUCUUCAUCGUUGUCCAUCAGCCGUUUUGAGCAAUAGUGGUUCGAUUGUCUCAAAAAUCCAACAAUCGGAACGUCGUAUUCUUUUUUGGUGUAUUUUCAUCCUUGAUGCGUUUGGGUCAUUACAGUUGGGGGUUCCAAGAUUAUUGAAAGAUUAUGAGAUUGAAUGUGCUUUGCCAUUUGCCAAUGAUGAUGCUGAAGAUGACAACAACACCAAUAUUUUAAUGAUCAAUAAUUCUCCAUUGUCACUCGUUGGUAAAGUUUCAAGUCUUUCCCUCGCAAUGAUGCGUUUCUCAAAGAUUUUGGGGAAUAUUUUGGACUCAAUUUUCCGGAGAGGCGGGGUGACCAUCGAUGCCCUUGGGAAAUCGUGUAUUAUAUUGGAAGAUUUACUUGAAAAUUGGCGUAAAGACUUACCAGACCAUUUGAAAUUUACUCUUGAUGUCAAUGGAGUUUUGAAAAACCACGAUUACCAAAAUUACUCGAACAAAAUCUUGACCACGAUUGUCCUUUAUUACCAAGCCAAGAUCUUGAUUUAUCUUCCAGUGCUUGCUGCCGAAGUUCGUUCAUCCAGAGGCUCAUCCUCGUACAUAACUAUUCAACAGUCAACCAACACCAUCAUGGGGAUUACCAACUUCAUGGCUCAACAAGCAUGCUUUUUGGCCACUCCUUUCAAUUGCGCAAGAAUGAGAGCCCGUUAUGGGUUAUUGGGGGCUAAAGGGGCGUUAGAUUACGCGCGGGGCGGGAAUCUUUUCCAAGACUUGAAACUGAAAUUGACCGAUUUAAUUGCCGAUUUGAAAUUGGAGACAGAAUUAGAGACCCCUGGUUGUUUAUCGGUCAAUGCCAUUAAAACCUUUGAAGAAACCAUCCAGUCGAUUUUGAGUCCUCCGAAUUCCGCGGCUGCAAUUUUGAACGGAUCUGCCAAUGGUAAACAGAAACAAAAAAAGAAUAGGGUUAAUGGAAAUGGGGCUCGAAAAUUAAUAUCUUCGUCAACAACUAAUGCCGCCGAUGUUUCUAGCCGGUUCCCAAAGAUGGAGCCUAAUGUUCAUUCACCUUUAAGUAAUGUCACAAAUAAUAAUAAUAAUAAUAAUAAUAAUGCAGUAAUGGUGAACAAUGCUACUCCAGGUGGGAUCUUGUUGGAUGGUAGUGCAUCGUCUAUGGUGAAAAGCGCGAGCACCGAAACCUCAGUUUCCACAUCUUCUAAUGGUCCUGCGGCUCCGAAUGUCAGUGUUAGUAGUGAUGAAAUGAUGGGAUUCCUUGAAUCGUUAGUGGCCCAGCCAAUGUCGGUGUCUAGCAGCACCAACCAGGCGCGGGGAUCACCGACCGAAUACGAAGGCGAUCAAAACUUCUUUUCAGAAUUCGCUGCUGAUGGGUCGCUUGGGCUUGCCCAAUUAUUGGAUUUGUCAUUGAUAUCCAGCAUGGCGGAACAAGAAGCGAAACGCCAGGAAAACUCACCACCUAUUAAUCCUGAUGGCGAAAUGAAACUCAUGAAUAACAAUGGUAAUGAAUCUAAUAUCGGUAGCUCGAUCCCCCAUAAUAACGGGUAUAAUGCGAACCAGUAUAAUACCAACCAGAAUCCUAAGAACAAUAGUAAUGCCGCUGAUAGCAUUUUGCAAAGCGGGAUUAGUGCAUUCUUCAAUAAUAAUGAUAAUAACCCAGUACCGACGGACGAGUACUCGCGUGGAAGUUUUUUCCAAUGGCAGAAAUGA